Nicrophorus vespilloides is the source of this 1802-nucleotide messenger RNA. Its product is annotated as GPI ethanolamine phosphate transferase 2-like. Gene Ontology annotation, cellular component: endoplasmic reticulum membrane. Bases 87 to 1802 code for a protein of 571 amino acids. Gene Ontology annotation, biological process: GPI anchor biosynthetic process. The record is from RefSeq and is a predicted model, not a curated record. The transcript has a single exon. Lineage: Eukaryota; Metazoa; Arthropoda; Insecta; Coleoptera; Silphidae.
GUAAUGGAUUUAAAUUUUCAGGUUUGGAUCAUAUUGGACACGUGAAAGGCCCAUUCAGUCCCUUGAUAAAGCCCAAACUGAGGGAAAUGGAUGUGGUGAUUGAACAGCUGGUGGAAUCUUCUAGGAGUUGGGACAAGGAGACUUUGGUUUUGGUAACAGGAGAUCACGGUAUGAAGGACAGCGGCGGACACGGGGGUACGACUUACGCGGAAACGCACGUUCCAUUGAUGGUAUUCGGUAACUUCACUUCAAGAAGUAACGAAGCCAUCUCGCAAACUGAUAUUCCUACAACCUUAUCCACUUUGUUCGCUAUAGAAAUACCACCUAGUAGUAUAGGAAAGACGGUUCAAUAUUUCGUUAAAGAUUACGAGCUCGAAGAGCAACUGUACAUUUUAUAUUAUAAUUUGUUGGUGCUCAGGAGAAAUUCCAAUAUUUGCGAAGAGAAUUUCGUAAAAGCUACACAAAUGCACAAAGAUUAUUUAAAACACUACGAUCCAAAGAAAGGGAAGCAGAUUUACGAUUUGUAUUAUGGAUGCAUCAAUACUAUUAGCGAAAACUUGGUUCAAAGUUCCGUACAACAAAACACCGUUUUCCUAAUAUUCUCUAUGAUUUUAAGCAUCAACUGCUUAAUUUUAAUUGCAACAAAAGUCAACGCAUACAACGUUUACCUUUACGUCAUCUUACUGAGCUUCUUCUUAACUUGCAACACUCAGUUUUAUUACAUUCCCUUGAUUUGCGCUAUGAUAGCAACAAUCAAAAGCCUCAAGUUUCAAUCAUAUAACUUAAUUCCGACUAUUCCAAUUGUGCUUCAUGCAAUUUUAUUGCAAUCUUCUAGUUUUAUCGAGGAAGAACAUCAAAUUUAUUUAUUCUUCACGUGUUCAGUAAGCUUAAUUUUAUCGUAUUUAUCACUGAAGACUUCUAUUCUUACUUCACUGAUCCCUCUUUUAAUCAUCAUUAGCUUUAGGUUUCUCAGGAAAAUGAAUUCGACUGGAGAUAUGUGGGCUUCUUAUCCUGAUUUCAGUGAUUGGCUUUUACGAGAAGAUAACUUCAAUUAUUAUCAAAUCUUCUUUGCAACAUCUUUAAUUUUCAAUUUAAUCAUUUUAAGUUAUUUUUAUAAGCCGAAAGUUCUGCAACGCUGUUUUUUCGCAGUCACGUUUUUCGCCAUUUUCGUCUUCAAAAUGCAUUUCACAAACGAUCCUCAAUUAGGGAAAUUCAUUUGGUUUAUAAUUGGUCUUUCUUCUAUUGCGUUAAAAGGGAAUUUGUUCAAGAAGCUUAUAACUACUUGGGUACUAAUAAUCACGUUGUUAUUAAGACCUUACAACAUUUUAUUGAUCCCCGCGUGCAUCUUAAUUUCAGCAAUUUCUGUAAAACGUGUUCAAUCCAUUGAAAUAUUGAAUUUAAUCCAUUCCUGGCUCGGAUUUUCUUUAUUCUUCUGCCAGGGCCAUAGCAACAGCAUUGCUAGCAUCGACUUGGCUCCAGCCUACAUAGGAUUAGAAAGCUACAUCCCCUUUAUAGUUUUCACUAUAACAAUAUGCCACACCUAUGCUUUCCAAAUACUAUCAACUCUACUUCUGAUGAAUGAAAAGAAGUAUGAAAUAGAUGAAGUCUUACAAACAAAUGUGAUUUAUAGAUUAGUGAUUCUAAUAACAAUUUAUUCAGUGACUUUCAUACAAAGGGGACAUUUAUUUGUGUGGUCUGUGUUUGCACCAAAGUUAUUGAUAGAAAGCGUUCAUUCAGUAGUAUUAUUUUUUAUUUAUUGUAUAGUUAUUGUAUUACAAAAAAUUGUCUUUAAUAAAUUAUAA